This is a messenger RNA of Styela clava, 1144 nucleotides long. RefSeq lists its product as uncharacterized. Lineage: Eukaryota; Metazoa; Chordata; Ascidiacea; Stolidobranchia; Styelidae. The record is from RefSeq and is a predicted model, not a curated record.
CUUUUCUCCCGACUGACUAUUCCCGGAAGCUACGUGCGCGAUACUUAUAAAGGGGACCAAUGGAUUUUACAAUCAUUUCAAACUUCGUAACUUCGAGUUAACAACUUUUACUACUACUUUAUUAGUGAAGCACUCAAAUACUAGAUAACUAAGAUGAAAUCAUCAAUUUCAAUUGCCAGUAUAAUUGUUUGUAUAAUUGUAUACGUUGCCGCGGACUGCUAUCAAGAAGCUGGUUGCUCAAAUUCACACGGGAACGAUAAAAUUUAUAAAGUUGGGCAAAGAUGGAGACCAGAUUCAGUUUCAUGUUAUACUUGUAAAUGCAUAUCAACAAAGAAGUUUGUGCUGGCAUGCCUUGAAGCCGUUAAUAAGAAACCAAACUUAUCGGUUAAAAAGAGCCAGAUGUCUGCAAGAUUCGAAUCUCCUGUAACUUAUACUCCAGAUGAAGAUAUUGAAAUACCAAGAGAAGAAGCGAAUACAAAAGAAUGUUCUCCGACUAGAGCACCAAUCUAUAACUGGGCUACCGGUACUUUUGAACCGAUCACGUAUAAGAUGGUUUACUAUUACUACACAGAGAAGAAAUCGAGGUGUUGCAGCCGAUUCAUGAAUUUCACAAACGUUCAUCCUUCGUGCAAAGUCGUCAAAAUCAACAAAUGCAGAUCCAUCGUUGUAAGAAGAGACAACCCAAACGAAAGAUGCAACAGGGCAAUGUCACUUAUCGGUUGAAAAGCUAAUUAAGUCUUUAUUUUCUUUGGUGCACGACAAGACACACGACAUUCAAUCAUUACAUAUACAAUUUUGAGUGUCCAAACAUCCCUAACGAAGACAUGGCUCAAUCCUGAUAUCAAUAGUUUUAUAUUAAGAAAGCAAUCGAUAUUAGUAUAAGACGGCAAUUUACAUAAUAAACCCUGUGCUAUAAUGUCAUUCGUUUCCAGUGUUUCGUUCUGAGAUUUUAAUACAGAAGUUGAUUACUUAUAAUAUAAUCUGCCUCUAGAAUAUGAAUACAAUAUAUAUUUAAUUAUUUUUAUGAUGUUACUAGCUUUUUUAAUGUUUUGAUUUUUAUUGCAUUCUUAUUUAUUACUGCGUUUGAAAAAUAUAUGCAAUGAAUUCUAAUUUGUCUUGUAUAAAUAAACGUUUUAAAAAUGAG